Molecule: messenger RNA, 14544 nt
Organism: Fonsecaea multimorphosa CBS 102226
Lineage: Eukaryota; Fungi; Ascomycota; Eurotiomycetes; Chaetothyriales; Herpotrichiellaceae
Exons: 1
Coding region: 1-14544 (4847 amino acids)
Biological process (GO): secondary metabolite biosynthetic process; amino acid activation for nonribosomal peptide biosynthetic process
Cellular component (GO): cytoplasm
Molecular function (GO): catalytic activity; phosphopantetheine binding
Source: RefSeq, a predicted model, not a curated record
AUGGAGUUGAACGUCAACGGUUCCCAUAGCCCCCAAAAUCUCUCAAUUAUCAACGCGAAGCGUCAAGUACUGCCCGGGCCUCAACUGCUGCACGAAUUGAUAGCAUCAUCCUCGGAGAACAUCAUUCUGGACUUCCUGCUGGUGGACAACCGACGGGUUACCCUCACCUACAGCGAAUUCCAUCGCCUAACGGACCUGCUGUCCCAGGACAUCCAGGAGUAUACCUCGCAGAGACUGGAUAGAAAAUGCAUCAUCCCCGUCAUCAUACCUCAGUCUCCGGAAUUGUAUGUGGCAUUGGUGGCAGUAUUGAAAUCUGGUUCUGCAUUCUGUCCCGUCAGUCAAGAUGUGCCUCCAGAAAGGCUGAAAUUCAUUCUCGAAGACACUCAGUCAACCUUCGUGCUGGCAACCACCACCACGGCGGCUGUUUUCCAGGAUGCUCUGUCAAAUAUCCAAUACAAGACUGUAUCUUUGGGAGAUCUUCAAAAAAUGUCACGUCGGGCACAGGUGGAUGACUCCUAUCCUCAACACCGUCAGCCCACCAAACCCUCCAGUCCAGCGUACGUCAUGUACACUUCAGGCUCGACAGGACUUCCAAAGGGCGUGGUAGUAUCGCACUUGUCGGUAUCACAAUCAUUACUUGCGCACGACGAGCACAUUCCCACGUUUAAAAGAUUUUUACAAUUUGCUUCACCAACAUUUGACGUCUCCAUAUUUGAGAUAUUCUUUCCAUUUUUCCGGGGGGCGACAUUAGUUGGCUGUGACCGUGAGCGAAUGCUUACCGAUCUCCCUGCCACUAUUCAAAUGCUAGACGCAGACGCUGCCGAACUCACCCCGACGGUUGCGGGGACGUUAUUGAGAACCAGGAAGGCGGCCCCUUGCUUACAGACGCUGCUGACAAUCGGAGAAAUGCUCACAGCUUCAGUCGUUUCCGAAUUCGGAGGGAACACGGAUGAGCCGAGCAUGCUGUAUGCUAUGUACGGUCCUACGGAGGCGGCGAUCCAUUGUACUGUGGCACCCCAGCUAGCUGCUCAUGCUUCCGUACGCAGUAUAGGGAGACCAUUGGUGACAGUGACUGCGUUUGUCCUGAAAGAAGGCGAACCACUUGAGAUAGCACCAAUUGGCGAGUCUGGUGAACUGGCAAUUGCGGGCCAGCUUGCUGAUGGAUACUUGAAUCGGCCAGAACAGAAUCAAGCUGCCUUCGUGGAGCUCGCCGGUCAUGGAUCAAUCUAUAAAACCGGCGAUCGAGCAAUCUGUCGUCCAGGUGGGCAGCUAGAAAUCCUGGGACGUAUGACAUCCGGCCAAGUCAAGCUUAGGGGCCAACGAGUCGAGCUGGGAGAAAUCGAAGAAGUCGCUUCAAAAACUGAUGGUGUUCAUCUCACCAUUGCAACCAUCAUCGACGAUGUUCUGGUCCUCUUCUGUGCUGCAAAACAUGAUGUUAUGGCUUCUGACAUCUCCGCCCAAUGCAAAUCAUGGUUACCGCCAUACAUGCGUCCAGGCGAGAUCGUGCUCUUGUACAAUGACGUUCCUCGACUGCCUUCCGGGAAGAUCGACCGCAAAGCGCUUGAACGCAAGUAUCGAGAACAUCAGGUACCAAUCAACCACGAGACCCCUUUUGAGAGCCCGAUAGAGGAAGAUGUAGCUCGAGUCUUGAACGCUGAGCUGAGGUGCCAAGUCGACAGACUCACCUCCUUCUGGUCACUGGGCGUCGAUUCCCUUCGAGCGAUUAAGAUUGCGUCUUGCUUGCGCCAACAGUACAGUUGUGUCAACGCCACGAUGAUUUCAGAAGCCGAUAAUGUGGCCACACUAUCAAGUCUGGUUGCUAAGUCAAAGAACACAGAAAGUGGGAGACAUGCGCCUAAUUACGAGGCGACCGACGAAUGGCAAGGAAUCAAGGCAAAAGUGCCGCAAGAUCUUAGCAUCUCAAACCUCAAAACGCCUUACGCAAAGAUCUUACCUUGCAGUAGCAUGCAGGUUGCCAUGUUGACCGAGACAGCCUCGAAGGCGGACCAGAAUUUUAAUCAAAUCUGGCUCAGGCUCGGACCGGAGUUGACACUGAAAGACCUACAUCGAGCCUUUGAUCAGCUUUCCAGGAAGAAUGAGAUACUGCGAUCCGGAUUCGUCGCGACUGGGAUACAGGAGAUGCCCUUCGCGCAGAUUGUGUGGCGGGAACUUCCAUGCGAUCCCGAGUUAAGUCUUCUGCAUCCCCUGCAGCUGGUAAACUCGGAAACGGAGGACGAGAGAGACGUCCUUGUGUGGGUCCACCAUGCUUUAUAUGAUGGAUGGUCCUGGGAUUUGAUCCUAGACGACUUGCACGCCAUCUUGUCCGGAGAGGGUGCGCCUCUACGGACACAAUUCUCCGAGUUUCGAGCCCACGAGUACAGUCGUUUGAGGACGGAGAAGGCAGGAAAUCUCGAGUAUUGGCGUGACCAACUCCAAGACUUCAAACCCUCUGCGUUUCCAAUGAUAACACCUGUCCCAUCGGAAACACCGUCCAAAAACACAACUGAGUUGCUACUUUCCAUAACGUAUGAAGAGCUCUCUCACUUUGCGUCAGCCUCCCGCUGUAGCCGAGAGACGGUUCUAGAGGCAGCCUGGUCACUUUUGCUCUCAUCAUAUCUCGACAACGCGGACGUCGCUGUUGGAGUGGUUGUGGCUGGCCGCCAUUUCUCACUUGCAGGUAUUGAGUCGAUCAUUGGACCUUGUUUAUCAUUAUUUCCACUUCGCGUCGAUAUCAGUGCUUUAAGAACAAUACACGAUGUCCUCAAUCACAUCCAACGACAACGCAGACAGUUUCUUCGAUACGGAAGCAUUGCCCUACGGGACAUCAAUAACGCGGCAGGUCUCCGCCCGGGGGACAGGCUGUUCGAUACGCUGUGCGUUUGGCAACAGGACAGCGAAGAGAAUAACAGGGAUCGCUCCAGUGUUGCAACCUUGAGAACACAUGAUGCCUUGGAAUACGCCAUAGUGUUAGAAUUUGAGCCCCGUCAGGAUCAGGUCUAUUUGAAGUUGACUUUUGACACAACACUUAUUCCAGAAGGUCAUGCGAAGCUUUUAACUCGCCAGCUUGAUAAUGCUAUCUCUCGAAUUUUGAGCAACCUUGACCUCAGUUUGAGCUGCUUUUGGGAAAGUUUUGACAAGAAUACCUUAUCCAUGGCCAACACCUACUUCCAGAAAUUCAGUGGAGAUUUCGAUCUGACAACAACCAUCUCAAAACUUGCAGAGUCCUGUCCAGGGAGAGCAGCCGUUGAGUUCGUGCAUAGCAUCGAUGGGCAAACGGGUCAGAUGAAAAAGGAAAUCCUCACUUAUGGCGACCUUUACAGACGCGCACAAAUCAUUGGCCGGGUAUUGCGGACGGAGUACAACGUGCAGAUUGACGAUCUUGUCUGCCUGACAGGCCCUCGCUCGAUUCACCUCUACAUUGGCAUCCUUGGGACCAUCAUGGCUGGGGCCGCAUACAUGUGCGUCGACCCCCGAACGCCGGCAGCUCGAGUGCGCCAAAUUUUGAGCGAAGCUAGAUGCAAGCUUAGCCUGUGUGCAGAGGAUGUACAUGAGUCAAAGAAGAUUGAUGCACCAACAUCUAUCUCCAUAGCUAGCUUGUUGGAGCAUCAUUCCAUGACAAGUACCAGCAACAACCCAUCCCCGAAGGGCGAUCAAUUAGCAUACGCGGUGUUCACCUCUGGCAGCACUGGUGUUCCCAAAGGGGUUCUCCUUAGCCGCCGCAACCUACUCAGUAACCUGGAGGAGCUGUCACGUAUCUACCCAUGCGAUCCUGGGAGAGAUCGACUACUGCAAGCCUGCUCCCCAGCAUUCGACGUCUCGGUCUUCGAGAUCUUCUGGGCUUGGCACAAGGGGAUAUCUUUGUGCACAGCAUCGAAUGAUGUCCUGUUCAGAGACCUUGAACUAUUCAUUAAGCAGAUGAAUAUAACUCAUUUAAGUAUGACCCCGUCGGUGGCCGCUCUUGUUCGACCCGACAACGUCCCACACGUGAAAAUGUUGGUAACCGCUGGAGAGCCCAUGAACUCGAAGGUCUUCAAAGAUUGGGCCGACCACGGACUAUACCAAGGCUAUGGCCCCAGUGAGACGACAAACAUAUGCAACGUUCGACCCAAAGUCUCGAAAUCUGAUAUGCCAAACAAUGUUGGUCCUCCGCUACCGAACACAUCCAUCUUUAUUUGUCGAAGGCAAGUUCUGAACCCUGCCAAUGACUCAUCCAAUGAUCAGUCCUUUCUGCAAUUUCAGCCAGUAUUAAAAGGUGGAGCAGGCGAGAUAUGGGUCGGCGGAGAACAGGUGGGACGCGGAUAUCUUGAUCAGGAGCUGACCUCGAAGAGCUUCUUUGAUCAUCCCGAAUACGGUCGGCUCUACCGCUCGGGUGACAUCGGAAGACUUCUUUGUGAUGAUUCUUUAGUUAUAUUAGGCCGAGAAGACGAUCAAGUCAAGCUCCGGGGUCAAAGGAUUGAACUAGGAGAGGUGAAUUCCGCGCUGAUCAAGUGCAAUGAAGUUGAAGAUGCCGUAUCUCUGGUCAUCGACAAAGGAGACGAUACUGCGAGCCUUGUUGCUUUCUGGACUACACGUCAAUCCCCCAGGCCAACGGAUCCCGGCGGCGUGAACACCGCCAUUUUCGAAACGAUGGCAAAUAGCUUGCCAGAUUACAUGAUACCGGACAGCCUUAUACGCAUUGACAAGAUACCAUUGACGCGCCAGGGCAAGAUCAAUCGCGCAGAUUUGAUCACCUACUAUCGAAAUCUUGACACAGAACAGCUCCAGGCCAUGUCCAGAGGCACCAAGCCAUCGGAAGAUGUUAAUCCCCUUACUGAUUCUGAAUACGUUAUCGCUCGUGUCGUUGGUGAUGCGCUUGGCGUCAAACUCGAGAAGAUCAACCAUGCUACCUCUUUCUACGCCCUUGGUUUAGACUCGAUCAGCGCAAUACACGUCUCGCGAGCCCUCCGAGACCAUUACCCCGUUGUGGAAAUAUCCUCAUUGAUGCGAAAUCCAUCCGUCAGACAACUAUCGAGGUACAUCGAGAGACACGCUCCGGAGCAUAAUACAUUCCACGAUAAGGGAGAUCUGGGUCGUCUCUUUGAAAAGUGGCAAGAUCAGAUCCGUGGUCUCUAUUCCCGUGCAGGGCUGGAAGUAGAGAGGAUCCUUCCAUGUACGCCUUUGCAAGAAUCUAUGGUGACCAGCUCAAUGAAUGUCUCUUCCCGAGUUUAUCGAAACACUUUACGCUUCAACGUCUCUGGCAGCACCUCGCGGCUACGCCAGGCAUGGGAACACGCAGUAGAAAGGCAUCAAAUCCUUCGCACUGGCUUUGCGGCGAUCGAGUCUGCUGAAUCUCCUUUUGUGCAGGUAGUGUUGAAAAAUUUUCAUCUUCCUUGGCUGGAAGAAAGCACGCAAGACAUCGGUUAUGCUUUGGAUGGCCUCAUGGUCCCGCCGUGGAGUCUUGAAGUCAGAGGGAGCACAGAGCUGAUCCUGAAAAUACAUCACGGUCUUUACGAUGCAGAAGCGAUGGCCGUCCUGUUAAGAGAGGUUCAAUCCCUUUAUCACGGGUGCCAACUACCUCCAACAAUCCUGUUCGAUACUUAUUUGUCCUUUAUGGAAGCCUCGAAUGCUAACAGUACAUAUGAUUUCUGGCGCACAAAGCUACAAGGUGCUUCUUUGCGCAAGCUAAAUGAAGUCAUACUGCCUGAUGAUAAAGCCGGUCCUGAUACCCAUUCUCUGGUGGAACGUAGGGCCACAAUCGGUGUUUCCCAACUUCAACAGUGUGCGCGAAAGAUGCUCUCGACCCCUUCAGCCCUGUUUCAAGCUCCAUGGUGUCGACUUCUUUCUUGUAUCUUCGAGAGCCAGGAUAUCUGCUUUGGCAACGUCCUUAGCGGUCGCAACCUUCCUAUCGAUGGCAUGGAGAGGAUGGUCGCUCCAUGCUUCAACACGGUUCCAGCGAGAGUGCAAAUGCAGCCUGACAAAUCGAAUCAGGAAAUAUGUCAAUGCAUUCAACAGAUGAAUGUCGAGACCCUACGACAUCAGUCGAGCUCGCUUCGUAAAAUUCAGCAAGCUGUCGGCACCCAAGGCACACCAUUAUUUGAUACCUUGAUCUUGCUCCAACAAGACGAGCUGCGGCUUGAUCAUCAGGUCUGGACUCUGGUUGAGGAAUCAGGAGAUAUGCCUUUUCCUUUCAUACUUGAAAUCAUGAUGGAUUCAAGGGAUGGUAUAAUCACCCUCAAAUUGCACUCUGAGGUUGCUGAAAGGAAGACAUUGAGCAAAUUGCUGGACGUCUACGACGCUCUCCUUAUGCACACCGCCAAAUAUCCGCAAGCAAGAGCCUUGGACUAUUCCUUCAUCGCCGGGAUGUUGCCAAGAUUGCAGCCUUCCAUUCCGUCGAUGAUCUUUACAAGGUCAGUUGCCACUGACCAAAACGACGGACGGGUUUCCAUGGACGAACACCUGUCUCAAACGGAGAUUUUGGUCAGGGAUAUACUCGUACAAUUGAAAUCCGGUGCUCUUCCAAAGAUCUUUAGAGACACGACAGUUUUCAACCUGGGGUUCGACAGCAUCAAUGCUGUGCAGAUUGCAGCAAGGCUGCGAAAAAGCGGAUUCCAUGUAUCGACUGGGGCAAUUUUGGAAGCUGCAAGUGUCAGAAAUAUCGCUAACAUUUGCGACUCCGUGGCCCAACAAGGCAAAAAGCAUUCGCCCUUCGACUUGGAUUCCUAUGAACAAUUCUCUCGCCACUUUAUCUGUCAAAAUAACGGUCUCGACGAAACCAGCGUCCAGUCCGUAUGGCCCUGCACACCCACUCAAUCAGGUAUCCUUUCGCAUUUCCUCCGAUCGAAUUACAGGCUCUAUUUAAACCACAUGCAUUUCAGAUUGGACAAAGAUGUGGAUCUAUCAAGGUUGAGACGUGCUUGGUCUGUUGCUUUGCAGACACACCCAAUGCUAAGGACUGGUUUUGCUGAGACAGAUGACGCUAGCACACCAUUCGUCAUGAUAAUCUAUCGUCCAGAUGCGGUACAACUGCCCUGGGUCGACCAUUCAACGCAAAAAAGGCAAGAGAUAGGCGAAGAGAGGUCUACAGACAUGCACGGUCUCAUACAACCACCAUGGCUCAUUCGAGUGAUCAAAACAGGCUCCUUUCCGAGCCUUGAAUUAUCCAUGCUGCACGCCCUUUAUGAUGCACAUUCUCUUGAUAUCAUAUUGGGAGAUGUUGCUCGUGCGUAUGCAGGCUUACAACUGCCGAUGGCUGUUCCCCUUGCACCAGUCGUUUCGAAAAUCAUAGGCAUGAGCGGAGACGAAAGUUCCAAGAGGUUCUGGUUGGAUGUAUCGGCUGAUAUGUGCUCAACUCGCUUCCCUGACUUGGGAGUGUACAGUCAAGAGGCCGACAACUAUUGCGUCGCGACACGGCAGUGCAGCACGUCUCUAAAAACAAUCGAGAAUGCAUGCGCAAAUGCAGGAGCAACAGUACAAGCCCUGGUUGCUGCAGCUUGGUCUCUGUUACUUUCGGCGUAUACUGCCCAGGACCACGUUACAUUUGGUGUCAUACUCUCUGGUCGGGACUUUGACGAAGAGGAAAACAGGGUUGUAUUUCCUUGCAUCAACACUGUGCCGUUUGCGACGAGACUUCCUCAAGACCGGACCGAGCUUUUGCAAUUAGCCGUGAGGCGAAGCGCUGGUGUUUUGAAAUAUCAGCAUAGUCCACUAAGCUCGAUCAAGCGUUGGGUGCAUGCUGAAGGUGAUCUAUUCGACACUGUGAUCGUUCUGCAAAAAUAUGACAUUGAAAAAGGCCCAAAAAGGCCCUGGACGUUCAUCAAAGAUGAUGCAACUGCUGAGUACACAAUCUCCCUGGAGCUCAUACCUCAAGAAAACAGUGUACUGGAUCUCCGGGUAACUUUCCGUGAGAAGGUUAUCCCACCAGAUCAAGCUGAGUAUAUCCUUCGAGAGUUCGAAGAACUGAUGAAGAGCCUGCUCACACAAGCGACAUAUACUCCGAAGCUUCCAGAAUCACUUCUGUCGGUGGUGCCUGCCAAAGAAGAACGACUUCCAACUGCCGUCCGCUAUCUGCACGAAUUUGUGGAGCUUACAGCAAGGCAGAAACCAAACAACAUUGCCCUAGAAUUUGUGCAAAGCUUGAACGGGACCGCUCCCACAAAGGAAAGCUGGACUUACGCCCAGUUGGAUUCAAACGGAAAUAAAAUAGCUCGACUGAUCCAGAGUAAAGGGGUGCAAGUCGGAGACCUCGUGGCCGUCUGUUUCGAUAAAUGCCCUGAAGCUUCCUUUGCAAUAUUGGCGGUACUCAAAUCAGGGUGCGGCUUCAUUGCCAUUGAUCCUGGUGCACCAACUUCAAGGAAAGAAUUCAUUCUCCGUGAUUCUGGCUGCGGAAUUGUGCUCACAACAGAUGACAAGACACCAGAGUUCAAUACUAUUCCUGGUGUAUCUACUUUCGCCAUUGACAAUAUCAAUUGGCGGGAGCUGUCUGGCGAAAGGCCUCUCCUCUCGAGAGAGCUGCACACUCAAGACAUCUGCUAUUGUCUGUACACCUCAGGAACUACAGGGAUACCAAAAGGCUGCUUGAUCAGCCAUGACAGCGCAGUCCAAGCAAUGUUGUCGUUCAAGCGGAUUUUCCGUGGUAGAUGGAAGGAAUCAUCUCGCUGGCUGCAGUUCGCAUCCUUCCAUUUCGACGUCAGCGUGCUGGAACAAUACUGGAGCUGGAGCAUAGGCAUUAUCGUGACCUCCGCCCCGAGAGAUGUCUUGUUUGAGGACCUUCCGGCUACUAUCAACACUCUCAAGGUAACACAUCUUGACCUGACACCCAGUCUGGCAAGGUUGCUCACGCCCGAAGAAGUGCCCAGCCUAUGUGAAGGUGUCUUUAUCGUUGGCGGCGAGCAAGUCAGCCAGGAUAUUUUGGAAACCUGGGGCGAUACAGGUUGUCUUUACAAUUUCUACGGACCCAGCGAAGUGACGAUCGGCUGCACAGUACAUCGGCAAGUACCUAAGAAUGCGAAACCCACCAAUAUUGGUCAACAGUGGGACAAUGUGGGCUCUUUCGUCUUGGAACCUUCGUCACAGAAUCCAGUACUCCGCGGUGCGAUUGGCGAGCUUUGUUUGUCUGGACCUCUUGUCGGAAAGGGGUAUCUCAACCGACCCGACCUUACAAGAGAGAAGUUCGUAGUGCUGGCCGAAUAUGGUACGAGGGUCUACCGGACCGGUGAUCUUGUCCGCCUCCUCCAUGAUGACAGCUUCGAAUUUCUAGGCAGAAUCGAUGACCAGAUUAAACUACGUGGGCAGCGUCUGGAGAUUGGGGAGAUUAAUCAUGUCGCUAUGAGUGCAGAUGGGAGCAUCAAGGAUGUUGCUACCAUGGUCUUGAAACGCCCGACACAACAGAAAGAUCAGCUGGUGACUUUCUUCUCUACCGCCCAAAGGCGGCCGAAGAACGAGACACCUUUGAUUGUAGCAACCAGGGAUUCGCAGGACCUGGCUGCAAAGAUUCGGAUGAACUGCUCUGAUAAGCUACCGGCGUACAUGGUGCCCUCAUACAUUCUUGCAGUCUCGUCUCUGCCCUUGUCAGUCAACAACAAAGUUGAUCAUAGAUCGUUGAAAGCCUUGUAUGAGGAAAAUCUACCAGGCUCAGGGCGAGACGACUCUGGCGGAAGUCAUGUGUCGCCCGCAGAAGACCUUCAGUCUUUUCAUGAGGUGGCAAGUGUGCUGGCGCCUUUCUUGCGAAUCCAGAUAUCAGACAUCAAGCCGACUUCGAGCUUGUUCGAACUUGGGCUGGAUUCAAUCUCGGCCAUUGGGCUCUCCAGGGUUCUCAAGCGGCAGGGUUUCCAGAAUGCCGAAGUAGGAACGGUCCUCAAGCACUCUGUCAUUCAAGAUCUAGUUCGAGUCAUUACUCGAAAAGCCACUUCACACCAAGUCCGAGCCGUGGAAACCGCUCGCACGAAGAUUCAAUCAUUCCGUGAUGCUCAUUCUGGAGAAAUAGCUCGAAGUAUGGAUGUUCGACCGGAAAACAUCGAGCACGUCGCACCUUGUACUCCAUUACAAGAAGGCAUGAUUUCCAGAAUCAUGCAAAGUGGACCCGACGACAUGGUUUAUUUCUCCUGCUUUCUUUUUGAACUCGAUCCGGAUACCGACAUACAGCGACUGAAAUGGGCGUGGGACGCUGCUCAGCGGUCAACUUCCAUCCUGAGGACAUUCUUCGUACCCACACCAGAUGGUUUUGCUCAAGUUGUACUCCGCAAGUACGACAGCGCGGUCAAUAUGAUUAGCUACGAAGCUAGGAAUGGAGGCAUCCGCAAAAUCCAGGAUUCCUCUUUCAGGAAUUGGGUUGGAACUGUCAGAUCCUUAUCUACAUCAUUGCCUUGGAAAGUCGAGUUGUCAAAGUCUGGAAAUGGUGGCUUCAUGGCUCUCCAAAUCUUUCACGGGCUCUAUGAUGGAAACAGCCUUCCCAUUCUGUUGAAGCAAGUCAAGCAACAGUAUGACCAACCCGAGGAGAUCCAUAAGCUCAAAAUGCAGUUUUACGAGGCCUUGCCUUACGGUCCACUAUGUCAGCUGCCGGAUGAGAAGGAAUUCUGGCGGUUACAUCUUGCUCGCAUCCGGCCACAGAAACUACCGUUGGCCUAUGCUGAGAGUGAGACAGCUACUCAUUAUGUCGUCUUGAGGGAGCAUCUCAAGAUUGACCAUCUGCAAACCUUAUGCAAUGAGCUGAACGUUACGGUCUCGGCUUUUUUCCAGGCCAUGCUACUCUACGUGAUGCAGAGGGAAUUCAACUCCAGCCCCACAAUAGGUGUGGUGGUGUCAGGCAGAGCCACAGCCAGAGAAGAAAUCGAGCAUGUUAUCGGCCCGAUGUUUAACACUCUUCCAUGUUGCAUUGAUUCUCUCAACGACGGAGCAACAGUCUGCGAUCUCGUCCAUGCAUGUCAUCAAUUCAAUAUUGAUAUCAUUCCUUACCAACAUACGCCCCUGCGGAAGGUUGGUAAAUACCUUGGAAUGAAUGCGACCCAGGCUCUGUUUGAGACAUUAUUUGUGUUCCAGAAGGUAUCAAUGGAUCUUGGUGACAGCGCGCUCUGGCGAGCAAUUCCAACAGACAGCUCGCCAGACUAUCCACUGAAUAUUGAGGUGGAGCAGGCGGGAACUGAUUUCGAUAUCACCCUGGUCGCGAAGUCACAAUAUCUGAAUAAAGAAAGAGCCAGCCAGUUGCUACACAAGUACCUUGAUGUCGUCUGCAGACCGGAAGAGAUGGAUGUAAUCCUGCCCACCGACUUUUGCCCAGUACAAGAUUCUGUGACUCUAAAUGGAGAACCUGAAACGAACUUUCUAGCCUCCAACGGCGUUCACGAAGAAAACGAUGAUAACCCUUUGAGCACCACAGAGACAAUGAUUCGAUCUGAAAUCGCCAAGCUCGCUUCUGUGGACGGAAAGAGGAUACAUCGUCACAGACCCACGAUCUUUGAAUUGGGUCUAGACAGCAUAGAAGCUAUGAAACUCGCAGCUAGGGUUAAGAAAAAUGGGUUGAGAGUCGCUGUGAGCGCAAUCAUGAGAUCGCCCACCGUUGCAGGGAUUGCUGCAGCGGCCGCUUCAAGCGCAGAAACCCGAGCACGAACGGAAACUGGCGAGCCAGUGCCUUCCAUUGAGGAGCGUCAGAUUAGCUAUAGAAAUAUGCUGCAAGGUCAUGGAAUUAACCUUGAAGACGUGCAGGCCAUCUUUCCAGUCACACCGAUGCAGGAAGGCCUGCUCCUGGAAUCAGACAAGUAUCUGAACGUCAUGACUUUCAGAUUAGGCCCCGACAUUGAUAUGGAGAGACUGAUCGGAGCCUGGGAAAAGGUCUCCCAGACAGAGCCAAUCCUGAGGACCCACUUUGCGGUCGUCGAGACUUCAGACAGGAACACGGCUUUCCUGCAGUUUGUGAUGAAAGAAGGAAUUAAGGUGACGGUUUCUGAUGACAAGAAACUGAAUGAUGUGGUCAGGAGUCUCCAAAAAACCCUGAGCGAGCAAAAUUUGGCAGACCAGAAGACCAGCAUCGCCAUUGUCCAGGAAAAGAAGGCGUCUGUCCUUGUGCUUGCGAUGCCGCAUGCGUUGUACGAUGCUUGGUCAUUGCACCUGCUGCACCAGGAAGUCACCAGGAAUUACCAGUCUACGAAUGGCAAAACCCAAAGGCCGGCGCUGGAUCAGUAUCAAGAACACCUCGAGGAGAUAAUCAAUCAAGCGGAAAGCUCAGAAGCUCGUGAUUUCUGGGAGUCUCAACUGAUGAAUAUUCAACCCACCAUUUUUCAAGCGCACGUCGAUGAUCACGGCUCCUCCGGCCAUGCGGUCUUACUCCGCAAGCAAUCAAACACCAGCCUAAUCAGUGCUCUCAAGUUCUGUAGGCAGCAAGGAGUGACGCUUCAGACCUUGGGUCUAACAUGCUGGACAAUCGCACUUAUUCACUACACCUGUCAGUUGGAUGUAUGCUUCGGCCUCGUUCUCUCUGGUCGCACAACCGAGGACUCGGAUGGGUUGAUCUUUCCAACAUUCAACACUGUCGCCUUCAGACCACUGAUCGAAGAGAACAUGACAAAGUCACGAGCCCUGCACAGGGUACACGAUGCAGUUGUGCAAGUUUUAGAAUACCAGCACUUUCCACUACGUGAGGCUCUUCAGAUUGCACGAGGACAGGAGGUGUAUGAAGAAUUGUUCAAUACUCUGUUUACUUUCCAAAAGCUUCCAACUGCCGACGGUGGGCUUCCGGUAUUGUACGAGGAAGUGCCGCCUGAUGGAGCAUCCCUCACGCCGCCAUACCCUGUCAAUGUGGAAUUAGAGGGCGGCGGGAGUGGUCUUAUCUGGACUAUUGCAUUUCAAAACGGAGUAGCCAAUGAAGCAUUUGGACAGACCCUCCUGAGCAAGCUGGAUACUAUUCUGGCCGCUCUGAUGAAUAAUCCUGACCAAGGCCUACUGCGAAAAGAAGGCGAAAAGAUGUCGAUUUGCGGCUUACCAGGUGUGGACGUAGUCCGCAGCAAGCGCGACAGCAUAAGGACGGACUCUCAGCCUGACGAGGACCUACAGCAGUCCCAAGGCCAGGAAACUUGGACUGCGACAGAAAGUAUCAUCAGGGAUGUCCUCGCGAAAGUCUCCAACUUGGAAAAAGAGCAGGUCAAAAAGAAUAUCGGGCUGUUCCAUCUUGGGCUAGAUAGCGUCAGCGCUAUCAAAGUGGCUAGCCUGUUGAGAAAAGAGGGCGUUAAGCUUCCAGUGAGCGAGAUCAUCAGAGCACAGACGGCUGAGAAGAUGGCAGUGGCCGCUGAAAAGAUCAAAGGUGCUGUCAAGGAGACUUCCCGUACGUCAAAUAGGCGCACAGCCGACACGUCGGUACCCGAAGUCGUGAAGAAGAGCCUCAUCAUACCGGAGGGCGACAUCGAAAUGGUCAUACCAUGUACUGCCGGUCAGACAUACAUGCUAGAUAUGUGGAGUGCAAGCAAUGGCCGCCUGUUCUAUCCCAAUUUCUGGCUGAAAGUAUCCGGCGUUCCAGUGGAAGGUUUGGAGCGGGCAAUGAAGAAGCUUGUCCGAGAAACUUCGAUAUUGAGGACUCUCUUCAUUCACAACACAGACGGGGAAAGUCCAGAAACAUUCCAAGUUAUCGUGAAAAGUGAGGCAGCAGAGAAGUAUGACUUCCCCUGGACGAUGCACUUCGAUACCGCAGGGAAAGAGUUGCUUGUCGCUCUCCGCAUUCACCACGCCUUAUACGAUGCAGUGAGUUUCCAGUUGCUCAUUACACGGCUCGAGAGGAUAUGUGCAGGUACCGGCUCGCAAACCCGACCGAACACGGACAUGAGUACUCUUGUGCUUACCAACCAAGCAGCUCGUCCAAUGGCUCAAGCGUUCUGGACGCACUAUCUUGGUAAAGGUCAGGGUGCAUUGCAACCCAUGACUCGAGGUUCAUUCGCAGCACGGCGUGUUGAGAGGUUCCAUCCGACGCUUUUGCCAGUUGACAGUUUGAGCAAUCGACUGAAGCAUCAUGGACUUGGCAUUCAAGCACUCUUCUUUGCCGCGUACGCCAGGGUUUAUGAGAGGAUUCGUCGUGAGCUGGAUGCAGGGCAACUCGGGACCAAGGCUGAAUCGGGUGAUGUUGUGGUCGGAAUCUAUCUCGCAAAUCGGUCCCUUGAUAUCGACGGAAUAAUGGAGUUGGCGGCUCCGACGUUCAGCAUUGUCCCGCUAAGAAUUCGACAGGGGCAGGAGAACCUUCUUCAAUCAGCUCUACAAAUACAGCAGGAUCUAAGCGAAAUCACUAACACAGAGAAUUGUGGAGUUGCUAUGAGGGACAUUCAUACCUGGACUGGCGUCAGACUCGACACUUUUGUCAAUUUCUUGUCUCUCCCCAGUGACGACCGUCGAGAUUCACUGUCAUCUGGAGAUCAGUCCAGCAAAGUGAAAGUCACGCAUGCAGAAAUGUCGCCCGAGCAGAAGAGUAGACUUCAGGAGUUUGAUGCCGCGUCGCCUUUCAUCAACGGUAUGAAGGUUAAUGCAGAUACCACAAAGUGGUGCUUGGUCAGUCCAUCCAAUCUCCCGACUCCUUGCCUUCUGCAUUUCAAUUGA